GAUAAAUACGUUGCGUUUCAUGUGACCUGUAAAUAAGCACCUGUUCUCUGCUGAUCUUUAUUCAUCCUGUUAUGACCAGUAAUAAUGUAUGCUGAUUGUGAUGAUUGUGCCGAUUGUUGUCAGUGUGGAUCAGGCUCACAGUCUCCGGGAGGUUCAAGCCAUGAAGCGUUUGAGUUCGCAUCCCAACAUCCUCCAGCUUCAUGAGCUCAUUUACGAUAAAGGCUCGGGAACGCUGUCACUCAUCUGUGAGCUCAUGGAGAUGAACAUAUACGAGUUCAUUAAAGGCCGUCAGUGUCCUCCAGCCGAGAGUAAAGUCAAGCACUACAUGUUCCAGCUGUGCCGCUCUCUGGAUCACAUGCACAGCCAUGGUAUAUUCCACAGAGACGUGAAGCCGGAGAACAUCCUGAUCAAAAACGAUGUGCUGAAGCUGGCAGACUUGGGCUCCUGCAGGAGCAUCUUCUCCAGACCUCCUCACACCGAGUACAUCUCCACACGCUGGUACCGCGCGCCCGAGUGCCUGCUGACCGACGGACACUACUCGCAGAAGAUGGACAUGUGGAGCGCCGGAUGCGUCUACUUCGAGAUCCUCAGUCUGAGCCCUUUAUUCCCCGGCCGAAACGAGUUAGACCAGAUCAACAAGAUCCACGAGGUUCUGGGCACGCCAGACAGCUCGCUGCUGCAGAAGUUCAAACAGUGA
Sinocyclocheilus anshuiensis is the source of this 697-nucleotide messenger RNA. RefSeq names its product MAPK/MAK/MRK overlapping kinase. The transcript has 6 exons. The record is from RefSeq and is a predicted model, not a curated record. Gene Ontology annotation, biological process: protein phosphorylation. Lineage: Eukaryota; Metazoa; Chordata; Actinopteri; Cypriniformes; Cyprinidae. Bases 89 to 697 code for a protein of 202 amino acids. Gene Ontology annotation, molecular function: ATP binding; protein kinase activity.